AUGUCUGUCGGCUCCUGGAUUUUGAUUUUGGCUCUAUUGUUUGUUCAGUGGCCGACCGUCAUAGCACAGGGAGAUGGAUCCAAUCUGGCUGAUGAUCGAAGGCCUGCGUUAUACACCGGAGACUUCGGGAACUGUAUGGAGAACUCCACCAUCACAAUAUCCCGCUUCGAUGCCGCUUACUAUGCCGAUAAUAUGACUGUUCUUUUCCACAUCGAUGGAAAGACCUCCUUGGUCAAUGAUAACCUGAUGAUUUAUCUGACCGUGGAUGCAUAUGGAGAAAGCCGAUUUAGUAUAUUAUUCAACCCGUGCAAUGCAAACCUCCCCUCACUUUGUCCGGCUAGAUCGGGUGUAAAUAUAACAGCGGCACACAUAAUCCCAGUAUCUCAAGCUGAUGUUUCUGAGAUUCCAGCCAUUGCUUUUGCCAUACCAGACUUUGAGGGACGGGCAGAUUUACGGAUAUUUUCAAAUUCCACAAACCGCCAGGUUGCAUGUGUAACUGCUAUCAUUACAAACGGAAAAACCUUCUCGCAUCCAAAGAUAAUUUCAUCCGUAUUAGGAGGUUUUGCCUUUAUCGUUUUCAUUUCGUCGUUUGUCGCAGCUUGCAGCACAUUUGUCACCGGCGAUGGAAUUAUCGGCUCACGAUCACUCUAUGCUCACUCCCUUUCUGUAUAUAUGGUAUUUUCAUGUUUCCAUUCCAUAUUCUUCACUGGAGCGUUGUCGAUCGAUUUUCCCAGUGUCCUCAUUUCCUUCUGGUCGAACUUUGCUUGGUCUGCUGGCUUGAUCAAGGCCGAGUCUAUGCAGGACUCGCUGGACCGAAUCACCAGAAAAUCUGCUCCCUCCAUAGAUGCGAUGGACCCGAGCGGGCAGGCUCUAGAUCUCGAAAGAGAACUAUAUUCGCUCUCGAAACGGCAUUUCCAGUUUGGGGUGCAUCAGAAAGAGGGACUCCCGGUUCCUGGAGGUUACUUAGGCUUUCCCGCGACUCUUGCGCAGUUAGAUAUAACCGCUACCAAUGCGUUCAUGACAGCAUUUCUCUGGUUUCUAGUCCUCCUUGUGAGUCUGGUUGUCGUCGUCGUCGGUUUGAAAUUGAUACUGGGCGCAUGUACUGCCGCUGGGUUGGGGAAAGAUCGAGUAAAAGUAUUUCGAGACAACUGGUUAGCUUUUCUCAAAUCAAUUUUGUGUAGAACGGUGCUCAUUGCUUUCUUCCCCAUGAUGCUGCUUGCAACUUUUCAGUUUACAUUGAAGGUGCCUGGGCCCCAAGCGAUUGCCGCAAUUGUAUUCAUGACCAUACUCAUUGGGGUAUCUGCGGGUAUAGCGCAUGCAUAUGUUAACAUCUUGCGUGGGGGAAGACUCAAAAGCGAAAGGGAAAGUCGAGUGAUAUCUCUUGAACGUAAGUUUGGCUUCGUGCCGUGGUGUAAGAUCUCGCGCCAAGGCAGUAACGCCGCUGAUCAAAAGCCAUCCCCGACCCUCAUACCUUGGUGGAAGCUGUCAAUUGAAAAAAACCAAGAACGUGAUAUCCAUGACGAGGAAACGCUCGUUCAUCAGUUCGGGUGGCUAUCUGCCCGGUUCCGAAGGCGCAGAUGGUGGUUCUUCGGACCGUGGUUCCUUUACGAGUUCAUCAGAGCAUUGUUCUAUGGCGGGGGUCAAAGCAAUCCACGGGCACAGAUUCUCGGGCUACUGGCCCUAGAGAUCAUUGCCCUCGGUGUUUCAGCUUCUGCGAGCCCCUUCCAGAGUGUGAGAUUAAACGCAUUAAUAUAUGUUUUCGGUAUCAUGAAGAUUUCAACCUUAGCAAUAAUCGCCGCCUUGAUGCUUAAUACCGGUACAAAUAGGAUCGUCGUAACGGUACUUGGGAUUGUCAUCAUUGUGUUCCAAGGGGUCACAGUGUUGGCGGUGAUCAUCUUUGGCGCAGUCAAUGUUUACACUACGUAUUUUGUGCUUGCCCCUCUAGAAUCCAGGAUCAAACCCGAAUCUUGCAUACCGGUCAGGGAAAAGUACCUCAAACACAUCCAAACAAGAUCUGUCGACAUCGAUCCACCGCCUAAGGUCGAGACUGAGCCUGUUGUGCCCUCAUUUUCCGUCACAGAUGUGCGAAGAUAUCCCAAAAUUGACGAUGAAUAUGAUGACCAAAGAGGACCCCUGUUUUCAGGAUCUUCGCAAAGAGCCACUAUGUCUGACGAUCCAACGGCUCCGAGGGCAAACGCCCCUUCAGGAGUAAGAUUGCCUCGCCGAACCUGGUCACCGAGUCAAAGCUGGACCAAUGAAGGCAUGUCCUCAAUUCCCCAUCUGGCCAGUUCACGAACCGAUUGGCCUAUCCUCAAUCCACCACCAGCCUCUAUAAAUAAUAGUUUUCGUAAAGAGACCCCACUCGGACAAGCACAAAACUUGCAGUCGUUAGAAACCGAUGUACAUACCUUCCCACAAAAAUUCUAG
Messenger RNA from Morchella importuna, 2427 nucleotides. RefSeq lists its product as uncharacterized. Gene Ontology annotation, biological process: fungal-type cell wall biogenesis; transmembrane transport. The record is from RefSeq and is a predicted model, not a curated record. The transcript is spliced from 7 exons. NCBI's taxonomy places the organism in Eukaryota, Fungi, Ascomycota, Pezizomycetes, Pezizales, Morchellaceae. Bases 1 to 2427 code for a protein of 808 amino acids.